Molecule: messenger RNA, 687 nt
Organism: Ostertagia ostertagi
Lineage: Eukaryota; Metazoa; Nematoda; Chromadorea; Rhabditida; Trichostrongylidae
Source: the annotation of a GenBank genome assembly
AUGGCGAGAGUGAGACGAAAAGUAAGCCAGCGAAGGGAUGCGAUGUUCAAUGCUAAGGUUCUUCACGGUUCACUGGGUCUAGGCAAGUACAUGGCUCAAGCGACAGGCGACAUACCAGUGCCAACUCCUCCUCCGUGUCCAGCCCCCAACCGGACGAUGUUCACAACUCCAGCACCACAAUCGACCACCCCAGGAGCGACACUGUGCACACAGAGUACUAUCAGUCAAACCAGUCACAUGACGACACAGCAGACUCAGGGAACUGAUCAGACUGCUCCUCCUGGUGGGUCUGCGUCUGCCUGGACUGUAACGAGCGCUACUGAUACGGCUCCAACGGCAUCAGGCGGAACUGAUGCAGCUCAGACGACUACAACAAGUACCGCGAUUGAGGCUUCACCUUCCACUAAUGCACGGACACAAACGGCGCCACCAACUCUAAGUUCAACCAAAACUGCUGCUGGUGAUGGUGAGGUGGCCACUAUGACCUCAUCAGCACCCUCUAAGCGAGCUUUAUCAGGAGGAACCACACCAUCAGCUGCUUCCAAAUCAACGGCUUCCUCGGGAGGAGCAUAUGCGUCAUCGUCAGCUUCUCAACAAACCACGCUAUCAGAGACGCCCUCCACGCAGACUUCCAGUAAUUUACCUGAUUGUAUUCCUGCACAACAAGCUAAAGGUUUGUUUUAUUCC